AUGUCUGCCGACCUCGCCCAGAAACUCCAGCCUCACGCCAAGGAGAUCGUCAUUGCCCUUGGCGUGAUCCUCCUUGCCCUCGUACUGCUCGCCGGCAAGAAGAAGGAGAAGCCUGUCCUCGACCCCGUCGAGUUCCGCCCCUUCAAGCUUAUCAAGAAGACUCAGCUUUCCAAGAACACUUACCGAUACCGCUUCGCGCUCCCCUCGCCGACUGCCAGCCUCGGCUUGCCGAUCGGCCAGCACAUCUCGAUCAUGGCCAACAUUGAUGGCAAGCAGGUCGUGCGCUCUUACACUCCGACCUCGCUUGACAACGACAAGGGCUACUUUGAGCUCGUCGUCAAGGCGUACGAGCAGGGCAACAUUUCCAAGUACCUGUCCAAGCUCAACGAGGGCGACAGCAUCAUGGUCAAGGGCCCCAAGGGCAAGUUCAACUACACCAAGGACCUCUCGCCCCACCUCCUCAUGAUCGCUGGUGGCACCGGUAUCACGCCGAUGUACCAGAUCAUCAAGAGCUCCGUCAUGGACCCCACCGACAAGACCGAGAUUGAGCUCAUCUACGCCAACGUUGACGAGGGCGAUAUUCGUGAGUCCCGAGGCCCAGGAGACAGCUUACACUUAGUUUUGCGUGAGGAGCUCGAGCGCCUCUCUGCCGACUCGAACAACCGUUUCAAGCUCUACGACAUGAUCAAGGAGCGAAUGCACAAGGCCGGCGUCUCUUCCGGCUCCAAGGUCCUCCUUUGCGGUCCCCCUCCCAUGAUGACCGCCAUGAAGGGCCACCUCAAGGAGCUCGGCUACCCCGCGCCCCGCACCGUCUCCAAGCUCGAGGACCAGGUCUUCCUGUUCUAA
This is a messenger RNA of Trichosporon asahii var. asahii CBS 2479, 846 nucleotides long. Its product is annotated as NADH-cytochrome b5 reductase. The record is from RefSeq and is a predicted model, not a curated record. Gene Ontology annotation, molecular function: oxidoreductase activity. The coding region runs from base 1 to 846 and encodes 281 amino acids. Lineage: Eukaryota; Fungi; Basidiomycota; Tremellomycetes; Trichosporonales; Trichosporonaceae. The transcript is spliced from 3 exons.